UAAUGCAGCGUGUCACAGAACUGACCUUCCCACAAAUCAAACACGUUGCAUCCUGUAAGACACACACUAGAGCAAGUCCACGUCAGCAGGGUGGAGGGCUCGGCACGGCCUCAGCCGAGUUUCAGGGACUCACAAGCUCCCGAACAAUUUCUAGCACCAAAUUCUGUACUACUUUGCAAGCCAAACAUAACGAGGAAAAGCAAUAAAAGAAAACGCAGAGGGAUAAAGGCAGAACUGGAGAGUCCUUGUUGGAUUCGAAGAAUUGAUGAGAUCACAGCUAUGAUUAUAUCUGGAGUCUCUAGCUUUACUACCCAUUGAGAACAAUCAAAUACCUCUCAGCUAUAGAAACACUGCCCAGGAGACCUGCCUUAAGGUGUCUGGUUUUUAAUUCACUAGUUGUUUUAUUUUCUUAUGGAAGAAGGCAAUUUCUGGGAGUCCGAAUUAGAGAAGAGUGGAUCUCCCAAAGGAGCUACUCCCAAAAGAAUUAUCCAUUUCGUUGAUGGAGACAUCAUGGAAGAGUAUAGCACAGAGGAGGAGGAAGAGGAAGAAAAAGAGGGACAGAAAACAAAUUCAACACAUGAUCCCUCUACCCUUUCAUGGGGGCCCUAUCUAUGGUUUUGGGCAGGCCAAAUAGCAAGCACCUCAUUGUCUACAUGUGAAUUCCUUGGUGAAAGAUUUGCUACCUUCUUUGGUCUUAAUCAACCCAAAUAUCAGUAUGUGUUGAAUGAGUACUAUAGGACACAAAAUAAGGAAAGUGACAAGGAAAGUGAAGGGAAUGGAUCAAAGGCCCAGCCAGCCAAGGUUCCUAAUGAAAAGUGUCACCUGGAGGCUGGGGGCAAAGAGUAUGGAACCAGAUGACAGGACAUUGUCCACGGUGUUCCUCAGCAGAGCGUCUCAUCCAGGGAAGGCGUGGCCGCGGAUUUCAGCUCAUAAUGGGCCCCAGGGCUGUAGUUCCUCUGAAUGUCUGUUCCACCGCCAUUGAUGACCAUGGCAACACAGGUUGUGCUUGUGAGCCAGGUCUGAUUUUAAUCUCCUUGUGAUUUAUUCUCUAGCAUCCAUGAUUAUAAGCAGUAAUGAGGAUUAUGGAUGCUUUCUCAAUUUUAUAAGCCUCCCAAGUCAACCCCCUUCCCCUGCCCAGCCAUAAUGGAAAUCUUGCUGGUCAUCUCUUAUUACUGAUGUUUGCCCAGAAAUGCAAAUGCCUUAAGGAACUUGGAUCUGGACUAAAAUGCU
Lutra lutra (Eurasian river otter) is the source of this 1230-nucleotide messenger RNA. RefSeq names its product family with sequence similarity 177 member B (gene FAM177B). Bases 412 to 858 code for a protein of 148 amino acids. The transcript has 5 exons. Lineage: Eukaryota; Metazoa; Chordata; Mammalia; Carnivora; Mustelidae. The record is from RefSeq and is a predicted model, not a curated record.